UAUCCUUACGUAGACGCGCCAGAAGUAAAUGAUCACCACCUCCAACCUCUACCACGUGGUAGAGGCCAUGGCGCCGCUCUACACCGCCAUGGCCCUCGGCUACGCCGCCGUCCGGUGGUGGCGCGUCCUCUCCCCCGACCAAUGCAACGGCAUCAACCACUUCGUCGCCCUCUUCCCUCUCCCCAUCCUCGCCUUUCGCUUGAUCUCCUCUAACAAUCCUUACACCAUGAACACCCGCCUCCUCGCCGCCGACUCCCUCCAGAAGCUCUUCCUCCUGGCCGCCCUCUUCGCAUGGUCAUAUAUCCGCCGUGGUGGCGGCGCCGCCGCCGCCCUUCCUUGGGUCAUCACUGUCUUUUGUCUUGCUACUCUGCCCAACACUGUUAUCAUGGGGAUCCCGCUUCUCCGCGGCAUGUACGGGCCUGCCGCCGGGCAGCUUAUGGUUCAAAUUGUCGUGGUUCAGAGCGCUUUCUGGUGGAACUUCGUCCUCUUUCUGUAUGAGUAUAUAUCAGCUCGCCAUGACAUCAUGGAGCAGGAGCAGAUGAACAGCAAUCAUGCAAUGGAGUUUCCGCCACUGAUGUCAGUAUGGCGCGUUCCAGUGACGGUCGGAAGGAAACUAAUCAGGAUGCCAAGAACUCAUGCUGCGAUUCUUGGUCUUUUAUGGUCUUUAAUUGCUUUCAGGUUGGGGAUCAAAAUGCCGGCAAUUAUAGAUGAUUCACUUUCAAUAAUCUCAGUUACAGCCACAGGAUUAAGCAUGUUCUGUGUAGGUACCUUCAUAGCCCAACAGUCAAAAUUUAUUUCAUGUGGCUAUUCGAUGGCAACGUUUGCCGUGAUAGUCAAAUUUAUUGUAGGCCCUGGAAUCAUGGUCGCAUCCUCACUUGCUGUUGGACUGCAAGGCUUGCUUCUGCAUGUAGCUGCUGUACAGGCGGCUCUUCCUCUUGCAACUGUUUCUUUUGUCUAUGCAAAGGAAUACAAUGUGCAUCCAGACAUAAUGAGUUCUGGGGUUAUCAUCGGGACCUUUAUAUCUGUUCCAAUCACAAUCCUCUACUAUAUUUUAUUGGGACUACAAGGUGAAGACAGUUGAUGUAUGUAAGCAGCUCCUCAUCGCCCAACCUUGCCACCAUGGCACUGGACCUAAUCCUAUGUUUGCAAUUGUUGAUUCUUUAAUUCAGAAAUCAUAAUUCAUCCCUUUCUUUUGGUUUAAUAUUCUAAAUUUGAAGAGCAGUUAAUAGGAUACUGGAAGGCACAGUGCAAAGAUGGGAGACAUCAGUAGUUUGGAGAUAUCAGGAACUUGAACAUUUUCCAUUCGUACUAGAACUUAUAAGCUCCAUGUCCUUUUGGACUGGAUAAAUCAUCAAAAUGUAGCUCUGUAAACUUUUGUCCAAGAUUUUAGCUUUUGAUUUUAAGCAUGCAAAUCCUCAGAAUGUAAUUGUUUGUACUACAUCCAAGAUGCAAUGCAAAUUACUAUUAGAAAUUCUCUGU
Messenger RNA from Elaeis guineensis (African oil palm), 1479 nucleotides. RefSeq names its product probable auxin efflux carrier component 9. The record is from RefSeq and is a predicted model, not a curated record. Gene Ontology annotation, cellular component: plasma membrane; endoplasmic reticulum. Gene Ontology annotation, biological process: auxin export across the plasma membrane; auxin polar transport. Gene Ontology annotation, molecular function: auxin efflux transmembrane transporter activity. NCBI's taxonomy places the organism in Eukaryota, Viridiplantae, Streptophyta, Magnoliopsida, Arecales, Arecaceae.